Molecule: messenger RNA, 2951 nt
Organism: Biomphalaria glabrata
Lineage: Eukaryota; Metazoa; Mollusca; Gastropoda; Planorbidae
Product: collectin-10-like
Exons: 2
Coding region: 85-678 (197 amino acids)
Source: RefSeq, a predicted model, not a curated record
UCUAAGCAUAUCUUUAUCUCUGGUACCUUCAAUGUCAACUAGAUUUUUAUUGAGUUACACUUAAAACAUUUGACGGAGAGCAAGAUGGGUGCCAUUGCUUUGAUCCUGCUGAUUUCAUUUUUUCAAAGUCCAGGUACAACACAAGAUAUUAACUUGUGUCCUGAUGGACCUGCUAAAGAUCGCUAUUUGAAAGUUCAUGGUGAUUUCUGCUAUCAGUUCGUCGUCUAUCGGAAGUACACUCACUCAGAGGCCCAGACUGACUGCGAGCUCCAGGGCGGGAGUCUGGUCCUGGUCAAGACGGCAGACAUACAGAACUUCGUGUACCAGCAGCUCACUACGACUUAUAACGACGCCUAUUACAGAGUCUGGAUAGGCCUGAACGACCUCGCCCAGGAGGAUCACUACGUCUGGGAGGAUGGCACCAAGCUGGGUUUCUACAGCAACUGGUACCAGGGCGAGGGUCCGAGCAGCACCACGGCCAACCAUAACUUCACCCACAUCACCAGAGACUGCGUGGUCAUGGACAUUUCUCCCUCUGUAGGCGGAAAGUGGAGGGAGAGCUCCUGUGAGAGCAGCGCCGCCCUCUUGGUGUUGUCUGCUCGAGAGGCUCACUCUUACGUCUGCCAGUACAGUAUUGCUCCACCUUCCACAACAACAAUUUUUACUACCGCUAAAUAAAUACAAUCGUAUAAGUAUUCACAAACACUGAAUAGCAUUUGACUCGCAUUUUCUUUUACAUGCUUUAAAGAAAUUGUUUUUAUAGUGGAAAAAAAGGUAGAAGACUAUUUUUAGACAGAGUAUUUUGUUAGAUUUUGCUACCUGCCUAAAAAUAAAGUAGUCCUUAUAUAAGUAACAUUUUUUUAAAAAAUCACAUUUAUAAAAUAUAGUUUAUAAUUAAUAAUAAUUUUAUUUAUAAAGCGCUGUUAACAAACAAAAUGUAGGCUCAAGGCGCUGUAACAACAUUACAAACAUAAACACAAUUGCUAGAAUAACAGUUAAUCUAAAAAAGUUUUAAACAAGUAGGUCUUAAUGUUCUUCUUAAAAGUGGUAUAGCAUGUUGUCUGUCUGAGAUCAAUGGGGAGUGAGUUCCAAACCUUUGGUCCGUGAACUGAAAAAGCACGCAGACCGUAGCUUUUGAGGGAGAAACGUGGCACUACUAAAAGCGUUGAGUCCAUUGAGCGCAGGGUCCUCUGGGGGACAUAUGGAGUAAUCAGUUCGCUAAGGUACAAGGGCAUCUCAUUGUUAUAUAUACACUGAUGACAAAGUGUGGCGACCUUGUAAUCGAUUCUCGCUUUCACGGGAAGCCAAUGGAGCGUGCGCAAGAGCGUAGUAGCAGAAUCUUGUCUAGUUUUUUUAAGGACUAUUCGAGCGGCGUUGUUCUGUAUACGUUGCAGCUUGGCUAUUUUGUCAUCAGGUAUACCUGCUAGCACGGCGUUGCAGUAGUCAAGGCGGGAGAGUAUGAAUGCCACAGCUAGCGUUUUUGUUGACUCCGUUGUUAAAUAUGGUCGGAUCUGGCCUAAUCUGCGCAGCUGCAGAUAAAGACCUUUGCAGAGCUGAUUUAUGUGUGGGUCGAAAGAUAGUGUUGAGUCGAAGAAAACUCCAAGAUUCCGCACUACAUGGACAAAAGGAACAUGGCAGUUCGUGAUAAAGAGAGAAUCUGUGCUUUCAACUUUUGAGACAUUGUUCCUAGUGCCAAUCUUAAUUAUUUCUGUCUUGUCUUCGUUCAUCUUGAGUUUAUUUUCAACCAUCCAAUCGCUCACCCUUGCAACGGUAUUACUGAUUUUCUCUGCCAGAUGCGACACCUCUGAGGGUACUGAUGAAUCGUAUAACUGUGAGUCAUCGGCAAAGAAAUGGUAUAAGAUGCCGGUUGGCCGUAUGACACCGCUGAGUGGAUAUGUGUACAUAGUGAACAGUACUGGGCCUAGAACUGAUCCUUGGGGUACUCCGUACUUCAAAAGUAAGCUUGUUGAUUCCGUCCCGCUAACAACGACACUUUGGGUGCGUUCCGUCAGGUAGGAUCCAAGCCACUUUAGGACGACUCCUGCUAAACCAAAAGUUGCAGAGAAUCUGGCCAUCAUAAUUUCAUGGUCUAGCGUAUCAAAGGCUGCGGACAAGUCCAGCAUAGAAAGAAUUGAUAUGUGGCCUUUGUCGGAAUUGUGAAGUAAGUCGUUUAGUACCCUGACCACUGCUGUCUCUGUGCUACGGCACUUCCUAUAUGCAGAUUGAAAUUCUUCCAAGAGACAGUACUGUUCAAGAUGAGAAAGAAUUUGCACUAACACGAUGCGCUCCAGAAGCUUUGACAGGAAGGGAAGAUUUGAAACCGGGCGAUAGUUUUUUAGACAUUCCGGGUCAAGACUGGAUUUCUUUAAUAAGGGCCUGACAAGUGCAUGCUUAAAUUGCUGUGGUACAAUGCCUGAAGUCAGUGAAGAGUUCACAAUGUUGGUAAUUGUAGGUACAAGCUCAUCUAAACAUUCAAGGAGCAAGGAGGUUGGAAUGGGAUCAAGGUCACAUGACUUAUUUGGCAUCUUCAAAAUAGUACUUUUGACAUAAUCUUCAGAUACAUGCUGAAACUCGCAAAAAGGAGUAUUUUGAAAAAUUGGAGAGUGGUCAAGCUGUGAUGAGAGGGAUGGCAUGUCAUUUCUAAUCUGCUCAAUCUUCCCAAUGAAGAAUCUAUUGAAGGAAUCAGGAAGUUCAGAUAAUGGGAUAGAUGACGGCAAACGUUCGUUAUUUGAUCCCCCUAACAUUUCAGCGGUGAUCCUGAAUAGCUCCUUUGAAGAAUCAGAAUUUUCGAUUUUUUGUCGAAUAUGACUAGCUUUUGCGUCUCUAAUCAUACGGUUAGAUUAUUUAUUAGAUAAUUAGAUAUUACCAUGUGUUAGAGGAAUAAUUUGAUGAUAUUAUGUCUUUGUAAAAUAAAUUUAAGGAUGCUGUAUUUUCAUUUCAACCAUUAGAAA